CAGCAGCCCUCGUCAAAAGGAGGUCUCUACUCUUUCUUCUCUGUGUGUUUUGGUUAGUCAACUGCUAGCUGCCAGUGACAGUGAUGAGUACAUACAGCCAGAGGAAGCAGUCAUACAACGCCUUAAAGAGAUGUUUGGUUGUCCCUUCUCCUCCUUCUCAAAACAGGGAAUACUACUUAUCCUACUCUCUAACCUCCACUAUGGUGUGGGUGUUUCUUCAUACCGGUCGUUCCACAAGACAGUAGGGGACUCCGUGGAGAUCCCUGCAGGCUUAGAGGGGCAUAAUGUCACCAUAAUGCAGUGGAAGUUCAGAGGGAAGGAUAUUGCAGAAUUCAACUCAGAAGUUGUAUAUUCACUAGGAUCCCAGUUCGAGGGGAGACUAGAGAUGAAUGUCAUUAACUUCAGUUUAACCAUUAGGAAACUGACUCUGCAAGACUCAGGGGAAUUUCUAGUUAGUGCUGAAACAGACGAGCAGAUUCCCACUAAGGCUGUCACUCUUCAGGUUCAUGAGCCUAUAUCGAAGAUGGUGAUCCAGACAGACAUCAAGCUAUUGGCCAACCACUCCUGUACGGUACGGCUGGUGUGCAACGUGUCCUGCUACCCCAACAUUACCUACACGUGGGAGAGAGACAAUGAGAUCUACGGUGACGCCCAGCAGAUUCACUUCUCUCUCUCACCAGCAGAGAGAGACAUCAAUGUAAAGUGCAACGCCUCCAACCUAGUCAGUUGGAAAACUGCCUCUACGACAGUAAAGUGUAGUAAUGACACAACCACCCCAGGACAGGCAUGGUAUUCCAUCUACAUCGGAGUAUCAGUAGGAGGCGCUGUGGUGCUGAUCCUCACUGUAGCUGUGGCAGUGUGCUACUGCAGGAAACACCGUAACAAAGCAGAUCUAACUGACAACACAAUAUAUGCUGAUGUUAUGGACUACACAAUAAUUAGAUACAAGAUCAAACAGUCAUCUAAACCCAAUAUCCAUCUAUGAAACUGUCAAUGAUCUGGUUAUCCCAAGAUUGAACAAGCCGCAGACUGUGUAUGACAAGAUCACGUUUGGAUGCCGGGAAGCCCACCUUCUCCUUUCCAGGAAGUAUUGUGAGCUGAACAGGAUGUGGUCACAGGCUGUGCCUUCCAUAGAUAUGGAACCCUCUGCAUCUUACACGUGUACAUUCUGAAGAUAGGCCUAGAUGUUUCUGUUAAAUUUCACGCCCUACACUAUUUGUUUACUUUUUCACGAUUGUAAUCUUCCCCCUUUGUUGAUCUCAUAUAUACAAAGUCGA
Molecule: messenger RNA, 1277 nt
Organism: Oncorhynchus keta (chum salmon)
Lineage: Eukaryota; Metazoa; Chordata; Actinopteri; Salmoniformes; Salmonidae
Product: SLAM family member 8-like
Exons: 7
Coding region: 131-985 (284 amino acids)
Source: RefSeq, a predicted model, not a curated record